This is a messenger RNA of Lodderomyces orthopsilosis Co 90-125, 1860 nucleotides long. RefSeq names its product membrane transporter. Gene Ontology annotation, biological process: transmembrane transport. NCBI's taxonomy places the organism in Eukaryota, Fungi, Ascomycota, Pichiomycetes, Serinales, Debaryomycetaceae. The transcript has a single exon. Bases 1 to 1860 code for a protein of 619 amino acids. The record is from RefSeq and is a predicted model, not a curated record. Gene Ontology annotation, molecular function: transmembrane transporter activity. Gene Ontology annotation, cellular component: membrane.
AUGUCAUCACUGGAAUCUUUUGUACCACCAGACCAGCAUGAUCCCACAGAUAUCGAUCCGCUUUUACCAAAUGAGUCGCUGACUAAACAAAACAGAACACCGCAGAUACCAGACAAUGGACAAGCAUUGAUGGACUUAGAACAAGCAGCAAACGAUGUUUAUGAAGCCAUAUUGGAGAACGACGAAGAGUACGAUGAAGAUGAGCAUAAUGAGGAUGUUGUAUGGUUGAGAGAGCAACGGCUAUUGAACAAAAGCAUUCACUGGUUGAAACGUCCAAGUGUGUUGAUGGUCUCUACAAUUACUUUCCUAUUUGCCUUUUCUAUUUCCAGUGCUGAGGCUACAAGGCAAGUCAUUACAUUGAAGCUUGCAUGUAACAGUCUUGGUGCAGAAAAAUGCAAUAAAGAUUCGGCCCAAGUGUUGAUGUCUAAUUUGCAAUUGGGCUAUACGAUAACGGGUGCUAUCAUUAUGUUGAUAUCGUCUGGUAAAAUAGCACCCUUGAGUGAUCUCUACGGAAGACGCCCAUUUCUUAUAAUUGUGAUUCUUUGUUUCUUGGUUGGAAAAUCACUCAAGUUUUUCUUCAUGUACAACUACACCACGUUGCAGUUUUACUCAAUGAUUACAAGUGAGGCUAUUAGUAACCUGGGCGGUGGGCUUAUGUCAUUAAUAGCGUUGUGCAAUUGUUAUAUAUCCGACGUUGCUGAACCACAUCAGAGAAUAUAUGCACUAGGCAUCGGCUUCGCUGCAAUGUUUGUUGGAUUGAGUAUUGGUCCCUUGGUGGGAAACUUUAUCAUUGCAUUGGCGACAAAAAUGUCUCCCAAAGCUGACAUAAGAAAACAGGAAUUCAUCCCGUUGAAGUUUGAAAUCGCAAUUCUUAUUAUAAAUCUUUUAAUGACCAUUUUUGUUUUACCUGAGUCGAGAUCGGAGAAGGCAAGAAAGAAGUCCAGAACACUUUCACGCUCUCUGAGUGAGGUCAAUCUUCGAAUGAUGGAACAAUCACCAUGGUAUGAACGAUUAACCAGUCAUUUCAACUUUUUAAAACCACUCAAAUUGCUUGUCAUCCCUGAUGAGUUAGUAAAACAAUCAAAUAGACAUAAGGCCAGACGUGACAGGUUCACAAUUCUUGUUUUGGCAUUUAUCGAGUGUGUCAUGAGUACCAUGGCUAUGUCCUUUGGCGAGAUCUUCAUCUUGUAUGGGAUUUACAACUAUGAUUGGGCACAAAACAGCGUUGGCCACCUACUUGCCAUCAGCUGCUCAAGCAAAGCCAUUGUUUUAAUUUUAUUGUCGCCAAUAAUUAACCACAAGAUCCUUCAACAUGGACUUAAGUUCAAAGUAUUCAAAACACAGCUUGAUAUGGUAGACUUUUCAAUGUGUUUGAUUGGCUUAGUUUGUGAGACAAUAGGUUUCUAUGGUUAUAGCGUUUCCCCCACGACUUCGGUUUUCUUCAUUUUUACAGUAUUUUGUGGCUUUGGUACCUUAAUCAGCCCAGCCAUCAACUCAUCGAUUAUCAAGUUCUAUCCGGAGUCGAAAAUAGGAGAACUAUUUGGUGCAUUGGCAUUGAUCAAAAACAUAUUUGCUUUGGUAACCCCCGUGCUUUACUUAUCAGUGUACAAGUACUCUGUGAGUACUUUACAUCGCCCCGGACUCGUUUUUGUAAUCGCCGGUUCCGUUUUGCUUGUUUGUACGGUCUUGUUGAUCACUAUCAAGAGAAUUAAUCCAUUAGACAAAGAACCCGUCUUGUCGAGAAGCAACUCGUUUUCUGGGUUGCUGCAAGAAGUAUCUACAAGCUUUUCAGAGUUGCACAGAAAGAAUAGCUCCCUUCAUAAGCAACGCUCUGGGUCGUUUGAAGGAAUUACUCGUUAA